Molecule: messenger RNA, 2364 nt
Organism: Entelurus aequoreus (snake pipefish)
Lineage: Eukaryota; Metazoa; Chordata; Actinopteri; Syngnathiformes; Syngnathidae
Product: gastrula zinc finger protein XlCGF57.1-like
Exons: 2
Coding region: 525-1952 (475 amino acids)
Source: RefSeq, a predicted model, not a curated record
CUGAUCGUGUAGUCUGCUACCGAUCGUCUUGUUAAAGACAGUAUAGUAGUGUGGUCUUUAAGGCUGCGUUAAUUCGUUCCUUUUUAAGGUUGUACAUAUUCUAAUAUAUGACAGACUAAACUUUAUUCAUGUCAGGAUUAACUCGACUUGACUCAGUGAACUUUGAAGCUUCUGAGGCUAACUCGGCCUGCUACUUAGCUUAGCUGGCUAGCUGCUAACAAAGAGACCCAGAAGUUAUUCACACAACGCCAAGUAGGCACAAUUGUGAGUGUAGAGUGUGGCGAUUGUGUGAAAAUGUGUAAAAUACAAAUGCUGAGAGUGUUGGUUAAUUAGCGACUAACUGCUGCUAUGGAAGAACUAUUUGUAGUGUUAUAAGGAAAGAGCAGAGUACGAGGGGGGACUUUCUCUAACCAGAGGUGAACUAACGACAACUGGACGCUGUUUUCAAGAAGCAUCAAGUCGUGUUACACGGAACAGACGCCUAUAAAGGACAUAUUUUUCCUGAGCAGCAGCUGACCUCCAAAAUGGAACAGGAGCAACCACAGCCCCCCCAAAUUAAAAAGGAAGAGAAAGAGCCUCAGUCCACCCACAUUAAAGUGGAAGAUGAGGAGCUCCAGCUCCCUCUUUUUAAAGAGGAAAAGGAGGAAUACAGCAUCAGUCAGAAGGAGGUUGAUGUCCCCAAGAUGCUAUUGGCUGGUAUUAUUGUGAAGAGUGAAGAUGAUGAGGUUAAAAGUGAAAGUGAGAAGAGAGAGGUGGGGCCUCCAAGCAGCAGCUCAACUCAACACAUGACAACAGAAGCUGAUGGAGACCACUGUGGAGGAUCACAAGCAGGCAAACUCUUAACUCCACUAUCGGAUAGUGACGACACAACGUCACACUCUCCUGACACUGAUGAUGAAGACUCUGAAGCUGAUACAACAUGUCACACUGACAACACACACUUUGAAUGUUCUCACUGUGGCAAAAUUUUUAAUCAACGUCGUAAUCUGAAAAGACACAUGAGAAUACACGGUGGUGAAAAACCUUUUUCUUGUUCAAGCUGUGGUAAAUGUUUUACACAAAAUCAUAAUUUGAAAACACACAUGAGAACACACACGGGUGAAAAACCUUUUCCUUGUUCAACUUGUGGUAAAUGUUUUACACAAAAUAAUCAUUUAAAAAUACAUAUGAGAAUACACACUGGCGAAAAACCUUUUAUCUGUUCAAUCUGUGGUAAAGGUUUUACGGAAAAUAGUAAUUUGAAAGCACACAUGACAAAACACACUGGCGAAAAACCUUUUUCUUGUUCAAUAUGUGCUAAAAGUUUUACUCUCAAUAUGAAUUUGAAAACACACAUGACAACACACACUGGUGAAAAACCUUUUACUUGUUCAAUCUGUGCUAAAGACUUUACCCAAAAUAUACAUUUGAAAAGACACAUGACAACACACACUGGUGAAAAACCAUUUUCGUGUUCAAUCUGUGGUAAAGGUUUUACACAAAAUAGUGAUAUGAGAAGACACAUGCCAACACACACUGGUGAAAAACCUUUUUCUUGUUCAUUCUGCGCUAAAAGCUUUACACUCAAUGUAAAUUUGAAAACACACAUGACAACACACACUGGUGAAAAACCUUGUAUCUGUUCAAUCUGCGCUAAAGGUUUUACAAAAAAUAUACUCUUGAAAAGACACAUGACAACACACACUGAUGAAAAACCUUUUUCCUGUUCCGUCUGCGGUAAAGGGUUUACACAAAAUAGUGAUUUGAAAAGACACAUGAAAACGCACACUGGUGAAAAACCUUUUGUCUGUUCUAUCUGUGCUAAAUGUUUUACGGAAAAGAGUAAUUUGAAAGCACACAUGAGAACGCACGCUGACAAAAAACCUUUUUCCUGUUCAAUUUGUGCUAAAGGUUUUGUACAAACACAUACGUUGAAAAGGCACAUGAGAAGACACACUAGUGAGGAAGUGUGAGUUGUAGUGUGUGUGAUGAGAGAAGUGAGAGCAUCAACAAAAAAAAUGAAGCUGCAGGCUUUAAAAAAUGUUUCUACCGUUUAUAGAUUAGAUCGUUUUAGAUUAGUGGUGUAUGUAUGUUUUAAGUAUGUGCAUUAGUAUACAACGUUGUGUACAUUCAUUUAAAAUACCCAUUUUCUUUGAUUGAACAUGUCUUCACUGACUGAAGCAUCGACUUAUUUUGACUACCCUUCUAUGAACUUUUUUGUUUGUUUUCGAAACAAACGGAACAAGACAUGAUUCAUAAAAUAAACUGUGUGUGUGUUUGUGUGUGUGUGUGUGUGUAAUUGGUUGGAACUGCUACAUGUAGAUUUGUAAAAUAACCCCCCAAAUACCACAAUUUCUGUUGGUAAUGUAACCUUGGUUAUGUGCA